Molecule: messenger RNA, 441 nt
Organism: Spirometra erinaceieuropaei
Lineage: Eukaryota; Metazoa; Platyhelminthes; Cestoda; Diphyllobothriidea; Diphyllobothriidae
Source: the annotation of a GenBank genome assembly
AUGCGUACCCGCGAGACCGAAACUGACCGCAGUCUCGACACACCUAGCACCUCUUGCACACCCACCAUGCCUAGCUCAACUCACUCCUCGCCGCCCAGCGCGUCUACUAUCAGCAGCUCCACCACUAUCACCAACUCCAAAACCGACACUGGCACCGCCGACUUUUCCUGCCCACGAUGUCCCCGUGCAUUCACCUCACGCAUCGGUCUGGUCGGUCACUUAGGAAUCCAUCGCACAGAGACUGACGAACCAGUGCAUGGAGCACCAACGUACACUCACGGCAUUCGCCUAACUGUCCUCACCGCACCCGAGCGUUCGCCCAACCCAUGGGCUUAUAAGGCCACAUGCGCAUUCAUGAAAACUUUCGGCAGACAACUGCCGACUAAACCACACCACCACAUCUACCCCACCAACAUCACUCAACACCAUCACCCACCAUAA